Messenger RNA from Candidozyma duobushaemuli, 531 nucleotides. RefSeq lists its product as uncharacterized. Bases 1 to 531 code for a protein of 176 amino acids. Gene Ontology annotation, cellular component: mitochondrion. Gene Ontology annotation, molecular function: oxidoreductase activity. The transcript has a single exon. The record is from RefSeq and is a predicted model, not a curated record. NCBI's taxonomy places the organism in Eukaryota, Fungi, Ascomycota, Pichiomycetes, Serinales, Metschnikowiaceae.
AUGUCCCUUUUCAGAUCCUUGCAAAACACACCCGCUACAAUCUCUAUCUUCCACAAUGCUCGUGUUCCCGCCCUGGCCAGCUUGUUUGCUCAUUUGGAGAAAGCUUACUAUCAAUUGAACGAUGAUAAGAACCUCUUUCAAUUGGACAUGAAUGCUAAGAAGAUGCCCACUUACGAUCAGUUUAAGACCAUCUACUCCAAUUGCGUAAGAGGAGACCGCUGUCAGACUGUCUUGAAGGAGUGCUUCCCCUUGCUUAAUGAUAAAUUCACACAGUCGGAGCACUCCUCAGUCACAGUGAAGAGCCUUGGUAUCAGAAAUGACAGGGGCUUCAAAAUUUUCUCUCAGAAUGAGUACACACACAUCCACGAGGCUUUCGAGAAGCUUAUCGAUGAGCAAAAUCCCGAGAUAGACCCCAAUGAGCUUUUCCAAGCUCCAUUGCUCAUUGACUGGGACCAGAACAUCAUUGCCAAUGACAUGGACGGGUUGAAAUUGAUUUUGAAAAAGUACAAGGAGGCAGCUAAGGAGAAGUGA